Molecule: messenger RNA, 1121 nt
Organism: Aspergillus homomorphus CBS 101889
Lineage: Eukaryota; Fungi; Ascomycota; Eurotiomycetes; Eurotiales; Aspergillaceae
Product: peroxiredoxin
Exons: 5
Coding region: 186-863 (225 amino acids)
Biological process (GO): cellular response to oxidative stress; cellular oxidant detoxification; cell redox homeostasis
Cellular component (GO): cytosol; mitochondrion
Molecular function (GO): peroxiredoxin activity
Source: RefSeq, a predicted model, not a curated record
AUACGGGAUAGAGAGAGUCUUCCCGAAUUCGGGGUUGUUGUCCAUUACUAUAUUUAUCCUCUCUUUCAUCUCCUCUCUUUCCACCACUCUUUUCUUACUCCUUCUCACCACUCUCAUAUCCUCUCUCCUCACAUCACUCUCUUAUCUACCUCUAACGUCUUCCCCUUCCCCCUCAACCUUUCACAAUGGCUCAGGAUCGUGCUCCUCCUCUUCGUCUCGGCUCCGAGGCCCCCAACUUCGAGGCUGACUCCUCCAACGGCCCCAUCACCUUCCACGACUUCAUCGGCGACAGCUGGGCCAUCCUCUUCUCCCACCCCGAUGACUUUACCCCCAUCUGCACCACUGAGCUUGGUGCCUUUGCUAAGCUCGAGCCCGAGUUCACUGCUCGCGGUGUCAAGCUGAUCGGCCUGAGCGCCAACGGCACCGAGUCCCACCACGCCUGGAUCAAGGACAUUGACGAGGUCACCGGCUCCAAGCUCAAGUUCCCCAUCAUCUCCGACCCCGAGCGCAAGGUUGCCUACCUGUACGACAUGGUCGACUACCAGGACACCACCAACGUUGACUCCAAGGGUCAAGCUCUCACCAUCCGCUCCGUCUUCAUCAUCGACCCCAAGAAGAAGAUCCGUCUCAUCAUGACCUACCCCGCCUCCACCGGCCGUAACACCGCCGAGGUCCUCCGUGUCGUCGAUGCUCUUCAGACCACCGACAAGCACGGCGUCACCUGCCCCAUCAACUGGACCCCCGGUGAUGACGUUGUCAUCCCUCCCCCCGUCUCCACCGAGGAUGCCCAGAAGAAGUUCAGCGACAUCCGCGUCGUCAAGCCUUACCUUCGUUUCACCAACCUGAACAACCUGAAGCAGUAGAUUCGAGAAUAUCGGUGGUCUCGUAAAUUGGAAGGUCAGUUUCGCAGUGACAUUGUUUCGAUUACGAGGCUGGUGGUCCUGGAAAAAGGGAAGGCAGAUAUGAUACGAAAGUUAUGAAAAAAUAUGACAUAAUACUUUGAUACCUGAUGGCACCGCACCGAGAUGAUGCCGACUGAAGUUUGCCAGGAGUAGUUCCAUUUGGCUGCAUGAUGUUGGUCUUCAUGCAGGAACCCAGCUUGGCCAACAGGAUGUGCUGGC